CUCAUGCACUUGACCUGUUUGAUGAAAUUCCUCACAAUUUUUUUUUUAAAACAUAUAUACCUUUUGUGUCUUGUCUUCUGGAGACAACUAAUAAGGAUUCGUUCAUUAUAUUGUAGUGAAUGGAUGAUGGUCCAGAGAUACUUGAGCCUGCAAGUUUCCUGCAAACUCUGCCCCCAAUUGAGUUUGCCUGCAUAUAUGGCUCCUCCCUCCAUCCUAACAAUUUUAACAAGACAUCCAUGAUAGAUUACAUUCUUGGCGUGUCAGAUCCCCAGCAAUGGCACACUCAGAAUCUGAAGACGAACCGGAAUCAUUACGCAUCAUGGAUGGUCCACCUUGGCGGACCGCGGCUGAUUACUGAGGUAGCAGAUUACAUCGGUGUUGGUGUACACUUCAAUCCAUUUGUUUCUCACAAGGAUCGGAUGUUCAAGUACGGGGUUGUUCGAAUGCAUGAUCUUGUUCAGGACAUUCUGGGAUGGGAGAGGUUCUACAUGAGUGGCCGUUUGCAGAAACCAGUUAAAGUCAUAAUAGAUAACUUGGAGAUAGAAAAACUCAAUUCUGUAAAUCUGAAGGCUGCAACCUCCGCCGCUCUCCUUCUUUUGCCGUCAAAGUUCAGUGAGGAAGAGUUAUAUGCCAAAAUAUGUAGCCUCUCAUACAUGGGUGAUCUUCGUAUGCUUUUUGCAGAGGAUAAAAAUAAGGUGAAAAAGAUUGUGCAAGGGCAAUUUAAGUUAUUUCAAACGAUGUACAAACCGCUUUUAGAAGACUUUGCAGCCAGGGACUUAUUAAGACUAUCGCCUUUUAUUGAUCAAAAAGUAAACAUAAUUCAGGAUUGUGGGUUGUCUAGCACUUGUUCCCUUGUGUCUUCCCUUCCUUUGCCACUCAGAAGCAAGAUGGGAAUCAAGCUCGGAGAGGAGAAAAUGUUUGAUGAAUCUGGUCGAGCUAUACGAAAAAUGGUAAUAAAAUCAAAGGAAGAGGGUGCAGAUUGCAUGCGGAAGAUUCUGAGAAACAAAGUAAUGAUUUCCAGUGCAAGACAAGCUGUUGCGGGUCUACUGACCGCCGGUGCAGUGCAUGGAUUAAGAUACGUUGGAAAUAAAAUGCAUAAGGCAUGGAAAUCGUGGUGGGAGAAUCAAGAAAGUUGUAAAGACGGAAGACUGUAUUUUUGUUCUUCAAUCAGUGGCAGACAUUAUAAUUCUAUUUUUGAAAUUAUUUACCGUAUAUCUGAAACCACUUAAUCUCACUUGUUUUAAGAUGCACUGAUUUCAAUAAAAGUCCAUUUUGUCUGUAU
Molecule: messenger RNA, 1282 nt
Organism: Erythranthe guttata (spotted monkey flower)
Lineage: Eukaryota; Viridiplantae; Streptophyta; Magnoliopsida; Lamiales; Phrymaceae
Source: RefSeq, a predicted model, not a curated record